Schistosoma mattheei is the source of this 1917-nucleotide messenger RNA. The record is from the annotation of a GenBank genome assembly. NCBI's taxonomy places the organism in Eukaryota, Metazoa, Platyhelminthes, Trematoda, Strigeidida, Schistosomatidae.
ACUAAAAUUCCCGGUUGUUCGGGUGUCUACGUUACUCCCGAAAUUAGUUUUAGAUAGGUUAGUGGUUCUUAGUAUAUGGAGUCGUAUAGCCAGACUUUCAAUAGUUUUGAAAAUAACUGACCGCGUUUAAAAAGAGGCGACACUUUGAAUAUGUAAGUCUAUUUACUAAACGCUGUUGACUAUAUUUCGUGAACGAAUGACGGUUCAGUCGACGUAGAAAUGAGGCUGAGUAGUCUAUAAGUAUGGAUACGGUAUGCAAAUGCUAAAUUACUAAACUCGAUUCCUACUUUGCAUAGUCCUGCGCAACUAUGGAUUCAUUUUUAAGGUAUAGAUAACUGUGUGACCCCUCCGUAUGAACUUAAGUCGGUUGUCCCAUCCUCCAUAAAGAGUUUUUGGCAAUGUACUACAUAUUGAGCAGGAUAAAUAAUAACAGUUGGUACGGUUUGCUUCAAGUGUUGUGGAAUUUGUGGCUGGAGUUAGCAAUUAAAUGUUUGUUCCUCUUUAGUAACAAGUGUAUAGAGCUUCCAACUUGUUGUAGGAAUGCCGAUACAAUCAUGCAACCAUUGGUAGGCUGCAUCCGCCAGCAUGGCUCAGACAAAUUGAUUAACUAUACGCUGACAUCACGUGUUGGUUGUUGUGGCUCUUAUUUUAAAUGUUCGAGUUUUAGGAAUUUUAACACUUGAACAUAACUUUCUAAUUUCUUUAGAGUAGUUAAGUGAUGCUGUUUAUAUAAAAACAUGGUUAAUCACGGUCAACUCAGGUAGCGUUCUCGUGAAGCUUUACAAAUUGUACAUGAUUCUAAAUUUGUAUCGCGCGUUGUUCCCAUACAAUUGAUUUCAAUAAAUUAUAGAUCGUAUUCGCUGCACGACUUAUCAUGUUACCGUUUCCCUCUUCUAACGACGUCAUACUGGUGAUCUUUUCACUGUUUGCAAUUACACUAGUUACCGGAAAUCGAAAUGCAACUCAAUGGGACGUUCGACGUAAAGCUAGGUAAAAGUUUUCUAGAUCGAGAUUCAACAUCCUACAUGACCAUGCGUUGUGAUUUCAUGCCUGCUUCUGUCGAUCGUUCACAACCUGGGUCAAUCAAAGUAAACGAGAGCAAAGAAGUUGUUGUUAGCCUGCCCAACGUUACAAACUCUGGACCAGAUACAGCAACUUUGUUUCGUGGAACUGCACGUCCUGUUCAAAAAGAAUGUAUUUUGAUCUACAAUAAAAAGACCCAUGAAUUAACCUUGGAGAGAAUUGCACAUACUGUGCAGCUAAAGAAAACCCGAGAAGAACGAAAAGCUGACACCACUUGUCCGACCAACUCAGAAAUGCCACAGUUCCAGUCCUUGGCUAGCCGCUCAGAACAAGAUUUAAAAUCUAUUCGACCAUCUCCAACCAAAAGAAAAUCUAAUGAUCCCGAGAUAUCGACUUCGAGUUCUAUAGUACAGCAGCCAACUCAAAAAAAGCCUCCACAUUCGAGAACGCUAAGUAGUAGUAGUAGCAGUAGUAGUAGUAAUAGUGGUACUUCUAGUAGUAGUUGUGACAUGGAUAUUGAAACAUCAGAGAGUGAUAGUGACAGCUCCUCAGAAAGUGAUUCAAAUUCAUCUACUCUUAGUAGUUUAUCAAAUGACAGAAACAAAACGUCGAAAGCAAAACCAUCUUCAAAUGGAAAAACUAAUACGAAAACAGUCAAUGCAACAAAUUUAGCAGCCCAUCGUAAACUGAUUGAACAUGAUUUAAAAUUAAGUGAUUCUGACUCUGAUUCUUGUGCAUAGAAUGUUCUAGGAAAAAAGGCUGUUUUCUGUGAUUUGUGCUGUAAAUAGUGAUUCUUACUAUCAAAAGACAUUAAAGAAGUGUGUACCACUUUUCCGUAUAUGAUUAUCUCAUGAUUGAUUUUAUUUGUCUUCAAAUAAAUACUUCUAUUUACAU